CACGCCUAUCCGAAGUCAAGCUCGCCGUAGCUCCAUCUCUCGCUCUCCCAUCCGAUUUCCGCCUCCACUACACCCACAAUGGCUGAAGCUCCCGUCACUCGCACUCCCCCGAGCGCCAUUUCCCGGCCCCUCAGCGAGUCGCUACUCAACGAGAAGUGGGACCGCUGCCUCUCCAACCUCCUCGUCAAGUCGACCCUCGGCCUUGGAUUCGGUGUUGUUUUCUCUGUCCUUUUGUUCAAGCGAAGGGCGUGGCCCGCAUUUGUCGGCGUCGGAUUCGGUGCUGGACGAGCCUACGAGGAGUGCAACUUCAGCCUCAAGCAGGCUGCGCGAGACCUGAAGAGACAGGCAUAAAUUGGAUUAUUGAAGGGUGGCGGAUAUGACGGGGACAAGGAAGACUUUCGCUGUAUGAACAACGGUAUGCAGGAUGGCGAAGAGUUAGAAGGCGAAACAACGAGGCUGCGCCGCAGGCCUCCAGAUGAGCCAGUGUCAGAGUAGGACGAUUCUCAGAUUCAAUAGAGGUAUCAUGUACAACA
Ilyonectria robusta is the source of this 533-nucleotide messenger RNA. RefSeq lists its product as uncharacterized. Lineage: Eukaryota; Fungi; Ascomycota; Sordariomycetes; Hypocreales; Nectriaceae. The record is from RefSeq and is a predicted model, not a curated record. The transcript has 3 exons. Gene Ontology annotation, cellular component: MICOS complex; mitochondrial inner membrane; mitochondrion. The coding region runs from base 79 to 351 and encodes 90 amino acids.